Molecule: messenger RNA, 309 nt
Organism: Daldinia vernicosa
Lineage: Eukaryota; Fungi; Ascomycota; Sordariomycetes; Xylariales; Hypoxylaceae
Exons: 1
Coding region: 1-309 (102 amino acids)
Source: RefSeq, a predicted model, not a curated record
AUGGAAUUCGGUAGAGGCUUAAUCGGGAUGUACGCCCUUAAUAAGAUGAAGGUGUGGUAUCGCGAGACUUUGCCUCGUGUUUUAACUAUAGCAAAGCAGUUUCUGGGAAAGAUACAAACUGAUCGGAUGAAGGACAUUGAUGUUUACGACAGCAGCGGGGUGGAUCUUGUCGGCUUCGAGAGUCUUUCGGGGACUAGCUCGGCUGUUAAUGCGGAGAUUUCUACUCUGGCGAGUUCAACAUUAAAAUCUAGGCCUGGGACUUUAAAUCUGGAACAUGAGGAUCUUCCUCCGUUGACAACCGAACUUUGA